Molecule: messenger RNA, 1080 nt
Organism: Maniola jurtina (meadow brown)
Lineage: Eukaryota; Metazoa; Arthropoda; Insecta; Lepidoptera; Nymphalidae
Exons: 1
Coding region: 53-1075 (340 amino acids)
Biological process (GO): endonucleolytic cleavage in ITS1 to separate SSU-rRNA from 5.8S rRNA and LSU-rRNA from tricistronic rRNA transcript (SSU-rRNA, 5.8S rRNA, LSU-rRNA); tRNA 5'-leader removal; tRNA 3'-end processing
Cellular component (GO): multimeric ribonuclease P complex; ribonuclease MRP complex
Molecular function (GO): ribonuclease P activity; ribonuclease MRP activity
Source: RefSeq, a predicted model, not a curated record
GUUGUUGUUUUGAGUUGUUCUGGUUUUCCCAGAUUUUCUUUAUAAUUUGAAAAUGCUUUGCCCUGAAGUUUGGAAUUUUCCACCGCCAAAAGUAGUGACCACUUAUCAAAAAUGUUUAGCGUUUGACGCUGUGGCGCAAGUUGUAGAACUAAACAAUUUUUAUAAAAGUGCGGUCAUAACCUGCCCCGAUGAGCUGCACACGCCGCAAAUCGUCGAAGAUGCUUUAUUAGAGGACAGUGAUUACUAUAAAGUUACAAAUUGCCCCUUAACAGAAUUCCUAGAUCCAGUUUUCAUUCAAAAUUUUGUUAAAGCAGGAAGAUUAUAUUGUUUAACAACGAAUACUAACUGUAUCAUACAAAACUGUGUCGCUGUAACUCCAGACGGGAUUUUAACACUUCACAUUCUAGAAAAUAUCUACCAAACCUUAGGUUUAGAGGGAACGAAACGUCCGCACAAGUUUUGGGAAGUAAAAAUCUUUUUGAACAACUUAAAAAACAUGGAUAGAGUAAAAAGAGCAUUAGAAAAGUUAAAAUCCUUUGAUUUUAACAUAUCUUGGGUGCCCGAUGCAGAAAAUGUGUGUCCAUCUUCAAUAGCAAAGUACUUUUGUGAUAAAAGUUAUAAAGUUUCCACUCACAAUUUGAUAGUACAAAAAUUAACACCUACUAUUAAGGAAGUACCUGCAUUAGAAGGUUCAGAUAUUGAUGAAAUUGUAGAAUGGAUUGGUAUGUUGGCCCACAAUGCUGAUUUAUCUCCUACAGAGGGUUAUAUAAGCUCAUAUAGUGAACCAGAAUGCAUUAAUCCUAUUAAAACAUCAAGAAUAUCACUUCUCAUAGUAAAAGGAUUCAUAACACCUAACAUUAUAGUCAAUACUUGUAAACUGUUAGCUGAUUAUGUUAAAUCUAGAGAAUUAGAAUCCUACUGGGCGUCUAUAAGCAUUCAGAGUGUGGAAGAAAGUCUGUGGCAGUGGAAUGUCAGUAGCCCCAGGAUGUUUCAGUCACAGAACGCUUCUUGUAAUAUAUUUUUUACUCCUGACAAACAUAUGUUAUAUUCUGUGGGACAAUUAAAAUAUUCAUAGCUAAA